UUUGACUUUUCACCCUCUAGCUACACUAGUGCCACCAAUUUAGGACAGUUCAACGGAUACUUUUGAAAUAGAAAGAUUAUUUUUACCCUUUAUUAGAAAAACAAUCAUAAACUUACUUUUUUCAUUUCAUUUAUUGGUGAACGAAGCAGAACAAUACAAUAGAUGGUAAAGGGAACAGUAUUUCUUUUGACCUUAGAAAUCUUCUGUUGAAUUUAAAUGCUACACCCAAAAACGAAUUCAAUAAAUAUAAAGCAAAUAUUUAAAUUUAGAAAAUUUUAUUUGAACAGGAUAACUAUGUUCAAUAUUACUCAAUGUAUAGUUUUUACUCGUUUUAGUUCAAUGUUUAAAAUUAUUAUCAAAUGAACGUAUAAAUUAAAGAGAAGAAGAAGAAUUAUUUUUUAUUAUUUAAUUUGCGAGAUCAACAAGUUUUUGCGAUACUUAUUAAUUCACGAUUUUUUCCUCUGUUGGCUUCUUGAUGAAUUUUAUUUAUUAAAAAAGAUAUUAUUAUAAAAUAUGAUUUGAUAUUUUACAAAAUGAAAAUAAGGUAACUAGUGAUAAACGAUUGUGAAUGCCAAUUUUGUACAUUAGAUCGUUCGCUGUUAAUAACUGGCAAAUAACUUUGUAUUGAAAUCCCCUCAACAUUUUAAUGAAACUUUUGAAUAAACUUUUUAAUUGAAAAUUUUAAACAAAAAAAAAAGAAUUAUUUGUUUUUGCUUGUUUUAUCUUAAUGUUUGUAAUUAUUAUCAAAUGAACGUAUAAAUUAAAGAAAAGAAGAAGAAUUAUUCUCCUCUAUAAUGAGAACUUCAGCAAUGUACCAUACCCUGUUCAAAAUUACUACACUCAUUAAUAGUUCUGUUAGUGUUAAUAGUUGAGUUACUAUUGGUACUGUGUAUACAUACUUAUUAUUGCUGUUAUAUUCAAAAUGGCUACUUUGUGGGGAUUGUAUCUAGACUGUGUGAAAAGAGGCAUGACAUUCAAAGAGAAUUGUACGAUCUGUUUAGCUCAAUUCAAUGGACACCUAUCUUUGACAAAAUGCUGUCACGUGUAUCAUAGAAGGUGCUUGCGAAAGUGGGUUCGCAGAUCUCAUGGGUCGUCCUGUCCUAUAUGCAGAGAACCUCUAAAAAUGAAUUCCUCGUUAUGUGAAGAACCUUCAAAUGACUCCAAUGUAUAUGAAUUGGAUGUGGGUAAUGCAGACGAAGCGAGCAAUGACGAAGACACAGACGACGAAGACAUCGACUACGAAGACACCGACUACGAAGACACAUCCGAAGAAGACACAUCCGACGAAGACACAUCCGACGAAGACACAUCCGACGAAGACACAGACGAGGAAGACACCGAUGCCGUCGAAGACGAUCGAGACGCUGUCACCGAGGCUAAGAUCGGUCAAGAAGCUGAUCAAGAGGCUAACAUUGACAACGAUGCCGUCGAAGACUAUCGAGAAGCUGUCACCGAGGCUAACAUUGAUCAAGAAGCCGACCAAGAGGCUAACAUUAAUCAAGAAGCCGAUCAAGAGGCUAACAUUGAUCAAGAAGCUGAUCAAGAGGCUAACGAUGAUGAAGAGUCUGAUAUAUUUGAAGACAGUGAAGACGAUGAUAUCAAUUUAAUAAUAAUUAUUAUUAAUAAUAGAUUAUUGGCCACUCGUCGACGAAGCCGAAGUCAUUGCUGAUAUGGUCAGCGAAGAUUACAUGGACCGAUAUGAAAUCAGUGAAAAUGAUGUGUGGUAAAUUAGAAAUCGAAAUAUAAAUUGUUACUAUUUGUGUUUAUUUAUUUUGUUUAUUUUGUUUGUAUAUUUCGUAUGAUUAAAUUAUUUAUUUAUAUAUGAGUUUUUUUCCUCCCUUUCCUCAGACUAUUAGCCAGCAUAAAAUUAAAUAGAAAUGUAAGUGUUACCAUCAUCUUCAGAAGAAAGAAAAUAUAGAAGUGCC
Harmonia axyridis is the source of this 1925-nucleotide messenger RNA. Its product is annotated as serine-aspartate repeat-containing protein C-like. The record is from RefSeq and is a predicted model, not a curated record. The transcript is spliced from 2 exons. Gene Ontology annotation, biological process: protein ubiquitination. NCBI's taxonomy places the organism in Eukaryota, Metazoa, Arthropoda, Insecta, Coleoptera, Coccinellidae. Bases 923 to 1669 code for a protein of 248 amino acids. Gene Ontology annotation, molecular function: ubiquitin protein ligase activity.